Molecule: messenger RNA, 2803 nt
Organism: Aspergillus aculeatus ATCC 16872
Lineage: Eukaryota; Fungi; Ascomycota; Eurotiomycetes; Eurotiales; Aspergillaceae
Exons: 5
Coding region: 29-2563 (844 amino acids)
Biological process (GO): spliceosomal snRNP assembly
Cellular component (GO): intracellular membrane-bounded organelle
Molecular function (GO): phosphatidylinositol binding
Source: RefSeq, a predicted model, not a curated record
UCCUUCCCAAGUCCGCCUUCCAACAGCAAUGUCCAGCAUGCCCGACAAACGCAAACCGUCUAUUUCAGCAUCGGGUGCUUCGCCUUAUGCAAAACGAUCUCGCGCCUCGUACGCCGACGAGGAAGAUGAAGAGGAGACGUCGCGGACGGUAACGCCUUAUGAGCGCCCUCGCAACCAUCCCGUCUAUGGACAGAAAAGCGCCUUUCCCGGCCUCGACACCGCCGGCGACGACGAGCUGUUCUACGGACCGGCGGAAGAUGGAUUGGAAUAUCUGCGAAUGGUCCGAUCCGAAGCCAAUUCCCUCCCUUUUCUUUUCAAUGCGCCACCAGCCACGACCUCGAUCGCAACAGAGACUACGAACCCCGAUGCCAGCACAGACACGACGAACCAAACAGAGCAGCCACAUCCUCAAGCUACCGCUACUACUACAACUACCACUACAACAACAACCACAACCUCUCCCCCCGCUCUCCGCAAGGGAAUCUACCAAGACGGCGUCUAUUUCGUUCCCACCACCAACGACAGCAACCCCCCCGCCGGCCCUUCAACGACCACACCAUCAUCCCACCACCGCCCCCAACCCUCCGACCUGGAAAUCCUCCCCGCCCAAUCGACAUAUUACACCCUCCUGCAUCACCGCUUCCUCCUCCUCCGCUCCAUCCUGAAAUGCACCCCGCCGCCCGACGCCAUCGCCGCGCUGGACCACGACCACCCGAUCUCGCUCCCGCGGCACUCCCGGAAUGCGCGCCGCGAGUGGCGCCGGUUGCUGCUGGCGGUGGACCCGCAGACGGUGCAGCUGGCGUGCAUGGACAUGGAGAGCGUGCUCGGCGUGCUGGGGAUCAUGGCGCGUGUGAUGUCGGAGAAUGUGCGCAGCGGGGACGAGGAAAAGGUCCGGCGGAUCGCGGCGUGGGCGUGGGGCCUGCUGGCGCGGUGUCGGGAGGUGGGCCAGUUGGGGACGGAGGAGGUGGGCGAGAUUCGGGAUUUGGGGAAGAGGGCGGUUAGGGUUUUGGGGAGGAUGAGGGAGGUGGAGGUGGAGGAUGGGAGGAAGGGGGGUGAUGAGGAUGAGGAGGAGGAUGGGGAGGGGGAAGGAGAGGGAGAGGGAGAGGGAGAGGGAGAGGGAGAGGGUUUUGGUACAGGGAAUGGGGUCGAGGGUGAUCUGGAGAUGCGGGAUGCAGAUGCAGACGCAGAUGAUAAUGCGGAUGCGAUUGCUGACGCUGACGCAAGUGCGCCGCAAGCUGACCUUGAUGAGUUAGAAGCUGCCAAGGCACGGUUACAGGCGAGUCUUGGAGGCGAUGGCGCCGCUGAUGAUGAGGUACCGAACGACGAUGCAGACGGCAACAGCGCUGCGUCGGAGGUGGCACUGCAGAUUCGCGCGAUGUUGGAUAUGGUCAUCACGUUUGCCACCAUGGCUCCGCCUGUAGAAAUAGCCAUCCCAACGACCAGCGUCUCCACCACCUCGCCCCCCUUCACAAUCUACAACAUCGCCCUCCGCCUCCCCCUCCGCUCCUUCACCAUCUCCAAACGCUACUCCGACUUCACAACCUUCCACACCACUCUCCUCAACCAAACCAACACCGCACCCCCAGCCCCUCUGCCACCGAAAUCCUGGCUCUCCUCGACCGUCAAGAACGCGACCCUCCGCGAAUCCCGCCGCCAAGCCCUCGAAACCUACCUCCGGGCCAUCAACGAAGCGGACGACCCGCGAUGGCGCAAUUCGCCCGCCUGGCGCGCAUUCCUCAACCUUCCGAGCCUCGGCCCUAACAACUCCCUAAACGAUCAUCACAGUAGCAGCACGACGAGCGCGCGGCUCCACGCCGCCAUCACGGACCCGGGCAGCAUCACGUCACUCAACGGGGACGCUCCAAACAACACCAUCACAGACCCCACCUUAUGGCUCGACUGCUACCGGGACAUGAAGGGCCAUCUGCACGACGCGCGGCUGCACCUGACACGGCGCGACCAGGAGACCACGCCGCAGCGGCAGCACGAGAGCUCGGCGCGGGCGAAGAGCAGUCUUGUGCGCGCGGGGUCGCUGAUCGGGGCGCUGGAGGCGGGCCUUAAGAACCUUUCCACCACCAACGGCCAAUCCUCCGGUGAAGGUCUCCCCCGCCUCGGCGACGGCGAACUCCGCCGCCGCCGCGACCUGCUCAUCAACGCGCGCAAGGAAAAAGACGGGCUGGAGGAUCUGCUGAAUGCGAUGGCCGCCAAGAGCCGUAUCGACUCCGCCGUGGCGUCCAUCCAGGACAAGGAGGCGCUGAUGAAUCUCCCGGUAAAGGGCAAGAAGGCGGUGCGGGCGGCUGGGCGCGUGCUCGGGCGCGAGACGGAGCGCACGCGCGAGCUGGAUAAUACCGGAGUUCUGCAACUCCAAAAGCAGAUGAUGCAGGAUCAGGAUGGCGCCGUCGAGGAGUUGAUGCGCAUCGUGCAGCGGCAGAAGGAGCUGGGCGUCGCGAUCAAUAAUGAGUUGGUCGUGCAGAAUGAGUUGCUCAAGUUGACGGAUGAGGAUGCUACGAGGUUGGGCGAUAAGAUUGAUAUUGGGAAGAAGAGGAUUGGGAGGAUCUCUUGAGUUGAGUCGAGUGGGUUUGAUAAAGCUUUGGCCAGGGAAUGGGUCUUUUUCGUUAGGACCUGGAUCUGGGCUUUUGCAUGGUGGAUACCUUUGCAUAUGCAUGGCUUUUAUCUCUCUUGUCUGUUUUAGCGGAUCCUGUUUUUGGUUGUUGUUGUUGUCGUUGUCUUGAUAGCGAUAACUCUUAUUUCUUCUACUUGUAGUUACUGUACCAAUGUAGUAAGCACCCAGCGCGCAUGACAU